Cannabis sativa is the source of this 2499-nucleotide messenger RNA. RefSeq lists its product as uncharacterized. Gene Ontology annotation, molecular function: cysteine-type peptidase activity. The transcript is spliced from 7 exons. Lineage: Eukaryota; Viridiplantae; Streptophyta; Magnoliopsida; Rosales; Cannabaceae. Gene Ontology annotation, biological process: proteolysis. The record is from RefSeq and is a predicted model, not a curated record. The coding region runs from base 712 to 2127 and encodes 471 amino acids.
GGAAGUUAAUGAAAGACUUCAAGAAUAGGAUGACAAAAGACAUCAUAAUGCCCGCGUUGAAAGAGAAUGAUCUGGGACGACUGGCACAAGUCCCUGAAAAGCACCCGGAGAUCGACGCUGCUGAUUGGUGCAAAUUUGUUGAAAGUCGCCUAACUCCUGAAUUUCUGGUACGCUAAUUAUAUUAACACUAAGAUAAACUCUUAAAUACAAGUACAUGUAUCUAAUGUAUUUUUUUGGCAUUGUAGGAAUUGAGUAAGGUGCAACAUGAACGUUCCUCAAAAAUUCAAUCCAGACAUCGAAGUGGUCGGAGUGGAAUGGUGAACGUACGGGAAGCUGUGGUAAGUAAUACUUAAAAUUUAAUGUGCUAUAAUGUGCUAUACAAUUUAAUUGGUACUCAUUUCAUUGUUAUAACGUUAUGUAGAAAAAGGACCUCGAAGUUGCAGAUCCUCCCCGCCACCGUGUUUGGAUUAAAUCUCGCACCAAGAGUAGAAAACUUGUCACUGAUUACGACAAGGAAAUUGCCGAGAAGAUAGCUCAAUUAGAGGAGAAGCUUAGUCAGGGACAAAUUCAGGUCCAGGGCCAAAACGAUAUCCUCACGCAGGCGCUCGGGACACCAGAGCAUCCUGGACGUGUCAAGGCUGCUGGGUAUGCUAUUACUUCAAAUGUUAUUUAUUUAGUUACACAAAUGAAAUCGUUGCUAAUUUGCAUUUUAUGAUUUGUAGGUUCCUGACCAGGGCAUCUCAACUGUUCGGCAGGAAGAAAAGGGAAGUGUCUGAUGUUGUGGCUCGGCAAGCGAAGGAGAUUGAAAAAUUAAAAGCCGAAGUCCAAUCCCUUAAGCAGCAGAGGAACGCUGCCGAACAAGAGGAAGAAGGAGAGGUGGCUGGUGAGGCGUAUGUUCCACAACCAUACGCUCCUCAGGAUGAGGUACAACCACAAAUUUAUGCUGAGGAGUUCAUUUCCCUCAACGACCAAGGUAUCCUAUACAAUUUUGAUGACCAUGCGGCCCUUAAUCAGCAAGUACAUCUCUGCUCUGACAACAUCGACAAUAUUGUGGCCCGAGGGUAUUUGUACGAGCAUGUGGGUACGAUCAAAGUUCACUGCCAGGAUUACGAUGAUUCACAUGCUCGGAUCAUGGUUUCGGAAAUCCUGCAAGAGGACGCUGAAAUCCCAGUCCCAAUUGAAGAGUGCAGAUAUGUUAGGGACGUGAACCAGAUGUUCCUUCCUUGGCCUAAACACUUAAUUUUAACAACCGAGGGUCCACUCGCUCAACCGCCCUCAAGACGUGAUGCGUCAAAGGGGAAAGCUCCGAUGCUUUCUCCACAAGGCCGUGGUGCACGUGAAGAUGACUUGUUCACGGAAGAGAAGAUGGCGUUGAUCCCUAAUUCGCUAAAAUGGAUGAUUCAUGAAUUCCUAAGGCUCAAAGAUAAACGUGAUAUAAUCACAAUUUCUGUCCCACGAGGAUUCAUUGCACCGCGUACCCAGAUCACGUUAUCUGGAGAGGAUUUGCAGCAGGUUGCUACGUGUGACUACAUCGGCAACCAGGGAAUGCUGUUUGGAAUGAUGCACAUAUGGGAGAGCAUCAACGGUCUGAGAAAAAUUUUCAAGUUUUACGACCCAGAGCUUCUCACAGUGCAUGGGAUCAACGAUGAAGAACAGAGUCAGUCUUUUGACGAUGCGGCAAGACGAUUGGCUAAUUGGUUAUCAUUAAUGAACAACAACCACCAAAUGUUCUUUAUUCCUUGGAAUAUCGGGAUGCAUUGGACGCUAGUGGUGGUUGCGCCAAGGAAAAUUAUCCAUUUAAACCCUGUAAAAGGCCGCCCAAUUCCCGAAGAAAUAGAACAAAUGAUCGGAAGGGCAUUCAUGUAUAUAGGGGACGCACAUGAGUAUCUUGGCCCGUGGCAAGGAAUUUCACAAGCAAACUGUCCAAGACAACCUAAAAGCCAAGAAUGCGGUUUUUAUGUUUUGAAAUAUAUCACUGACAUCGUCGCACGUGCCAACCCCAACCGUUACAUACAAGAUCAAAAAGCUUUUGGGGGUAAGAAGCAAUACGAUCCAAAAACAGAAUUGUUACCACUACAGCGAAAGUGGAUCGAACAAUUGAUGGCGGUGAUUCACGGUGACGAUUGAGGUUCAAAGGUCGAAGAAUUUUUCUUCAUUAUGUAAUUUUUAUAGAUUAACUUGUAGUUAGAUUUAUUAAUUUAUUAAUAUUUUUAACUAAUUUUACAUGUUUGUGUAAUAUUUAAUUACUUUUAUGAAAUCAAAUUAUGUUUUUACCCAAAUUUAAUUACUAUUUAAUUUAAAAUGUAAUUAAUAUAUAAUUAAAUUAAAUAAAUAUGUAAUUUAAAAUUUAAAUAAAUAUGUAAUUUAAAUUAAAUAAAAUAAUAUAUAAAUUAAUAAAUAUAAAAUUAAAAUUAUAUAAUUAAAUUAAAAAAAAUGAAAAAAACUGAAAUCUGCUCACUUUUGGCGUCGGUUGCUACGCCACAUAUGGCGUCGGUUAUU